ACUCUUCAUCAAAACCAUUUCUCUCUCUCGCUCUCUCUUAAGUCUUAACCCAAUGGCUUCUAACUACGAUAAGCUUACUUCUUCCAGAGUAGCGAUCAUCGGUGCUGGUGUUAGCGGUUUAGCAGCCGCUAAGCACUUAGCUCGACACAACCCAACGGUGUUCGAAGCCUCGGACUCGGUCGGAGGUGUUUGGAGGAGUUGCACUUACGAGACUACAAAGUUACAAUCGGCUCGAGUCGAUUACGAGUUCUCUGACUUUCCAUGGCCCAACAGAGAUGACACAACCUUCCCACCUUACGUUGAGAUAUUGGAUUACUUGGAAUCUUAUGCUAAGCACUUUGAUCUCUUCAAGUUCAUCAAGUUUGGCUCUAAGGUCAUCGAAGUUAGGUACACCGGUGACGGCGAAAUUCCGCAGAUGGUUGAUCUCGGUGCUUACGGCAACUUGUUGCCCGGAAAACCUGUCUGGGAAGUUGCUGUUCAGAACGGAUCAGAUGCUGGAGAUAUUCAGUGGCAUGCAUUUGAGUUCGUGGUAGUGUGCACCGGGAAAUACGGCGACGUACCAAGAAUACCGACGUUUCCGGCAAAUAAAGGACCUGAGACAUUCAAAGGGAAAGUGAUGCAUUCGAUGGAUUACUGCAAAUUAGAGAAAGAAGAAGCUUCUCAUCUCCUCCGUGGCAAGAAAGUCGCUGUCAUUGGCUUCAAGAAAUCCGCCAUUGAUUUGGCUUUAGAGUCUGCUUUAGCCAAUCAAGGAGAAGGAGGACAAGCAUGCACAAUGGUGGUGAGAACAACACACUGGGUGUUUCCGCAUUAUUGGGUGUGGGGCUUGCCAUUCUUCUUGUUCUACUCAACCAGAGCUUCUCAAUUCCUCCAUGAUAGGCCUAACCAAAGCUUCCUUAGAACUCUCUUUUGCCUCAUCUUCUCUCUUCUGCGUGCCGCGGUUUCCAAAUUCAUCGAGUCAUAUGUUUUGUGGAAACUUCCUCUAGAGAAAUAUGGUCUGAAACCGGACCAUACCUUUGAAGAAGACUAUGCUUCUUGUCAAAUGGCAAUCAUACCGGAGAAUUUCUUUGAGGAAGCGGAUAAAGGGAUGAUCCGGUUCAAGAAAACAUCAAAAUGGUGCUUUUAUGAUCAAGGGAUUGAGUUUGAGGAUGGGACUAAGCUAGAAGCUGAUCUUGUGAUACUCGCGACUGGUUAUGAUGGAAAGAAGAAGCUCAAAGCCAUUGUUCCUGAACCUUUUCGAACUUGGCUUGAGUUUCCAUGCGGCGUCAUGCCUUUAUACAGGGGAACGAUCCAUCCUUUGAUACCAAACAUGGGUUUUGUGGGAUACGUUCAAAGCAACUCGAACCUACACACAUCAGAGCUACGUUCGUUGUGGCUUAGCCGUCUCGUGGAUGAGAAAUUCAAAUUACCGAGCAAAGAGGAAAUGUUGGACCAAUUCUCAAAGGAAAUGGAAGUGAUGAGAAGAUCGAGCAGAUUCUACAAACGUCAUUGCAUCUCUACAUUCAGCAUCCAACAUGCCGAUGAUUUGUGUAAUGAUAUGGGACUCAAUCCUCACCGAAAAUCCAACAUGCUCCUUGAAGCGUUUAGUCCUUAUGGUUCUCAAGAUUAUCGACUCGAUGAAGAAGAAACUAACUGAACAAAAGAAAUAUAACGAAUUAUUGCAUUUGAUGGAUACUGUGUAAUAAAAUUAUAAAAUUGUGUUGGGUGAGUCAUUGAAUUGUGUUGGUUGAGUCACUGAAUAAUCGACGUAUGUUCGAGUGCAUGAGUUUAAUGUUUUUAUACUCUUGUAAUAGUAUGGUGAUAUAAAUAAAGUCAUAUCGCUUUUAGUAUUGAUUCUUA
Eutrema salsugineum is the source of this 1836-nucleotide messenger RNA. RefSeq names its product probable flavin-containing monooxygenase 1. The record is from RefSeq and is a predicted model, not a curated record. The transcript is spliced from 5 exons. Gene Ontology annotation, molecular function: NADP binding; flavin adenine dinucleotide binding; N,N-dimethylaniline monooxygenase activity. Bases 53 to 1633 code for a protein of 526 amino acids. NCBI's taxonomy places the organism in Eukaryota, Viridiplantae, Streptophyta, Magnoliopsida, Brassicales, Brassicaceae.